AUGGUCUACUCAUCCCGCCUCUCGUUUCUCUUGGCGCUCGUUUGGUCUUUUGUGUUUGUGAAAGCACUACCAACGUGGCUGAUCGACGAGUACCCUCCGGACCUUAUUACGGUAGUGAACUAUGAAUCUUCCGGCGGCGAACUCUACCUCAAGUCGUCCGCGGCACCAGGAAUGGAGGGUGACUGUGUCAUUGAACGGAGCUGGUACACCCACCGUUACGCCAAAGAGGACGAGCGCUUCGCACCAAACUUUUUCAUUCGUGGAGGCGAAUUGUACUCCGUAACAAACAGCUCACACGUCAUGCGUGUCGUAGCCCUGCGUAUUCUCGACCAUGACACCGAACACUAUCACCCAGAAUACAAGGGCGAACAUGGACAGGAGCCCAUGACCACAAAGGGACCGUUUGUUCGCUACAAGCUACAACUUGUCGAUCCCCACAAGGCUAGGACCAACGCCGGUCCGGAUAUCAACAAAUACGCCCAUGGAACAUUCAGUUGGGGUGGACCCAUCCUCCUCUAUAGCUUUACACCAGAACAUGAGACAAAAUACAAGGGAUCGCUCUUCUAUGCGUGCUCGGAUGGUGGCAUCUAUGUCGAUGUGCACAACUUCCCCCCACCGUUGGGAUGUAAGCCUGUCACUCUACACGCGCGAAACGUCCUACGACUCCGUUGA
Messenger RNA from Serendipita indica DSM 11827, 672 nucleotides. Lineage: Eukaryota; Fungi; Basidiomycota; Agaricomycetes; Sebacinales; Serendipitaceae. The record is from the annotation of a GenBank genome assembly.